UCGUGUUUAUUCUAAUAUAGGCUAUAAUUAAUUCCGUUUUUAAGGACAUUCUGUCAUCGAGUGUUUCAACCAAAUGGCAUUAUAGUGGAAGCAUCAGAAAUAUCUCACAUGACUACUCCAUACAUUUUAACCCUUUAACGCAGAUUUUUUUUAAUCCCAGGGUUUGCUAAUUUAUGGUCUGCAACUCCAUUCAUCUUUUAAGUGGCCCACAUUCUUGUAUCAUCCCCUCUGUGGUUUCCUGUUAUGUAAUUUCACCCCCAUUAGACUGCAUCAGCCUCAGAAUGUUUGCCGCUUGAGUUUGCAGGAUUAUACACCCCCGAAGCCUAAAGAAACAUGGAUGUACCUUCAUCCUCACUCCAGUACGGAUCAAAAAAGAGAGUUAAGAUUCACCCAAACACCGUGACAGUGAAAUAUGCCACUCACUUCCCCCAGCCUGGCGAUGAAGGGUACGAUGACGCACCCUCUUUUGAGGAAUUCGGCGCCUUCGCAGAAGCCAAUGUGGAAAAGAGACUGGUGUCGGACACCAAAGGGGGCAGGACUUUCUUUGGAACCUUGGAGACCCAGCCGAAGCAGCCAAGUGCGCAAAGGGACAAGGGGGUCGGGGGUCAGCUGGCUAGCUUCGGCGAGGCGAAUGUGUUGGCCUCCAGGGUGACCUGGAUGGCUUUGUUCGGGGCCGCGGCGGCUCAUGGUUGCGUGGCACUGAUCACUCGUUUAGCGGCCGACCGCUCUAAAGUGCCCUCCCUCGAGCUGCUCUUCAUCCGCUCCGUGAUCCAAGUGCUGUCCAUCCUGGUCGUCUUCUACUACCAGGAGGCCCCAUUUGGCCCCAAGGGCUACCGCCUGCGUCUCUUCUUCUACGGCGUCUGCAACGUAAUCUCCAUCACCUGCGCCUACACCUCUUUUGCCAUUGUACCACCAAGUAACGGCACCAUUAUGUGGCGUGCCUCCACCACAGUCUUCAGUGCAAUACUGGCCUUCCUGCUCCUAGAUGAGAGGCUAGGCUACACCGAUGUGGUCACCGUGGUGGGCAGCGUGUUUGGCCUGUGUCUGGUCAUGGUGCCAAACGUUGCCGACGAGGAGAAGUCCAGGCUGAGCUUUUGGAAGGAGGCCUUUGGCUACACAAUGACAGUGAUGGCCGGUCUGACAGCUGCCCUCUCCAUGAUCGUCUACAGAGCCAUUAAGGAGCGUGUAAGUAUGUGGACAGCACUCUUUACCUUCGGCUGGACGGGCACAGUGUGGGGGGCCUCCACCAUGUUUAUCAUGCAGGAGCCCAUCAUCCCUCUGGACGGGGAGACCUGGGGCUAUUUGAUCGGGAUCUGUAUCUGCUCCACCGUGGCAUUCUUGGGAGUAUACUACGCUCUGAACAAGUUUCAUCCAGCCUUAGUCAGCACCGUGCAGCACCUAGAGUUCGUGGUCGCCAUGCUCCUCCAGCUCAUUGUUCUGAGGAUGAUCCCAUCCGUCUACGACGUCAUCGGAGGCCUGGUCAUCAUGAUCAGUGUGUUCACGCUGACGGGAGUGAAGCUGUACAGAGUGAGCAGGGCCAUUCGGCAGGAUUACCAAGAGAUCCUCGACUCACCCAUCAAAUGAGUUUAGAUACGUCAGUCUGUUUGUUUACAAUCGUGCUUGGUCGUGCAACUUAACGAAUGUCUGGGUCUUCUCUUCAUCUGAUGAUUUUGUAUUGUUGUGUUGUUGGAAGAGUGCCAGUGGUGUAAACUAAUGUCUUAAUAUCUGUGCGUGAACUUAAUGACAAAUGUAAUGUGGUGACCAUUUCCCCGUGAUAAUAUUGAUUUUGAUGUCAAAUUGUGUCACAGACCAAAAUGUCAGGAAAAGGGAAAAAAAGAAUCAGUUCAAUUAUUUUGUGUGAAUUAUUUUGCGCCAACCUUUUAAAUCAUAUGGAAUCUGGUCUUUUGAGUGGCAGCGUAAGAACAUCGUUUUAUUGAUCUACACCUUUAAUCAUCAUAACAUCAACAGGGUGUGUGGCAUCCCUCUGUUGUCUUGCUGCCACACUGUGUAAAUGUCAGCCCAGAAAUCAUGCAUACAACAUACAAGGAUUGAAAGAAUAAAAAAUAAAUACCACCCACCUUUUCCUAAAACA
This is a messenger RNA of Scophthalmus maximus (turbot), 2092 nucleotides long. RefSeq names its product solute carrier family 35 member G2b (gene slc35g2b). Gene Ontology annotation, cellular component: membrane. The coding region runs from base 334 to 1584 and encodes 416 amino acids. The record is from RefSeq and is a predicted model, not a curated record. Lineage: Eukaryota; Metazoa; Chordata; Actinopteri; Pleuronectiformes; Scophthalmidae. The transcript is spliced from 2 exons.